Molecule: messenger RNA, 1219 nt
Organism: Pseudovirgaria hyperparasitica
Lineage: Eukaryota; Fungi; Ascomycota; Dothideomycetes; Acrospermales; Acrospermaceae
Exons: 3
Coding region: 162-1019 (285 amino acids)
Source: RefSeq, a predicted model, not a curated record
GGACUAUUGCCGGCUUCGGGAUAACAUUGCGGUGAUUUUUGACGUGUGGUGUAACUUACAGUCUGAUACGACAUCUCUCAGCACGGACCCGUGCGCCACUCCAAAGUUACAGGUCUGGCCAAACAACACUCGUGGUACCUCCAUAUCCAAGAUCUAACAACAUGGAUCUUCUACAGUCGGUACGCAAGGAGGGUAGCCGCGGCGGCCGUGGCGAUUUCAAAUGGGAUGAUGUCAAAGGCGACCAGCACCGCGAGAAUUACCUGGGCCACUCCCUUAUGGCGCCUGUCGGCCGCUGGCAACGCAACAAAGACCUCAACUGGUACGCGAAAGGCGACGCAAACCCCGACGACCCCGACCCCGAGAGGACAGCUGCACUUGCGCGUGCUGAAGAGCUGCGGAAAGUGAAGGAGGCGGAAGAAGAUGCCAUGGCUGCUGCGCUCGGGCUGCCUCCGCCUGUGAGGGAUCGGAGCGGCGCGAACGCGGUGCCCGUUGCAGCAAGAGAGGGCAUAAGUGACAAAGAGAUGCGCAAGGCUGUUGCGGAGGGAAGAGACGACGAUCAUGAUGGUCUUGGUCGUGGAACAGGCUUCACCAAGCUUGGUGGUCCGAAUAUGCCUGCCGACGAAGCAAGAGAUGUUCUUGAGGGCGACGUUGUGGAGGGUGGUCUCCGAGGGGAGAAGAGAUCAAGACAGAGAAGUAGGAGCCGUGAUCGGAACCGUCAACGACAUGAUGAUCGACAUCGGAGACGACGUGACCACGACGAUCGCGACAGGCGGCGAAGGAGAGACAGCUCUAGAAGCAGAAGUAGAGAGCGACACAGGCGACAUAGGUCUCGAUCUCGAGAUAACGGAAGAGACAGCAAGAGACGCCGGUCGAGAAGCAGAGAGUAUCAUCAUCAAAGAGCUCGGCCGCGAUCAGACCAUGUGCGGAUCCGCUCGCGCUCAAGGGACAGGAACACCAGGCGCCGAGAUCGAAGCCACUCGCCCGACCGAGGUUCUACUAGGGGGCGCAAGCAUGACUGAAAGAGCUUCUGAUUGAUACCCGAAAUAUAUUAUUCCAGCCUGUUCGUGUGGAACCCAAUCAUAUCACAUCACCAUGCUACACCUUUAGAAACAUCAGUGGAGAAUCCCAUUCCUUAGAUUGGCGGGAUCAGAGCUGUCCUGAGAAGCCUGCCCGCAGGUUCCAGCCAUAUCUAUCCUCACUGGAUACCACUAUGAAUUUC